GCUACUCGGAGGAAAAGUAGAUAGAUAUAGUCAAGUGUGACCCACAGCAAAGUUUUUCGGGGUUUUUGGGGAACCAAGCCUCCUGGCUUUGGUCGGGGCCAAUUUCACGAUCGGAAUUUCGAUUAACUCUCUAUCUCCUUGUCGCUUUGGCUUCCCGGAAUGGACCAGAAAAGUGAUGCUACAAAGAAGCUGAAUUAGCAUUAAAUGUUAAUCAAUUGGAAGGAAGGUGGUGUUGGUCUGUCUCUCUGGAUGUUGGAAAUUGAAUACCCGAAAAAAACUCUUUCGAGCGAGAAACUACGACAAGGGUGGCAAGUUGGUUAAAAUAAAACUAAAACUAUUUGCGAAAAGGGAUUUUCGCUUGGAUUAAAAGAGGUUCGUAUUUUGCUUAAGCCUGAAGACUAUCAUACCACAUUCAAGGGGAAGGACGUCAAGCUGAGAAAUCUUUUUGCCAUCGUCGUCUCACAGAUCAUAAAAUCGAAAGAUCUGAAUAGUAGUUUUUCAUCCAGCUCCCCUUCUAUGAGAUGUGAUAUGUUGUGAAUGACAGCUCCAAGGAAAAUCCCACGGCGAGGGAUCUCAUAAAAAAGGUGAAAACCCUCAAUCAUCAGACUACAAGAAGAACGAAAACCGAUAUCCAGAAAUCAAAGAAAAAAUGAACGACUGCCGAAUCCUAGUGGACGUCGAUUGCAGCCGCUUCGAGGACGAUGCCUUCUCGCUGCUGGACAAAUCGGCCGACAUUAACAUCGUCGAGGGACUGAAGUCUUCUACUGUAACUGCAAUCGAUAAGACCAGCUUUCCGCAUCUGAACACCUCGUCCCGAACUCAGCUUAAACAGCAACUGCUCCGGGAGCAGCUCAAAAGCUACGAUGAGCACCAGGACCGGAGCCCCAUUGCGUCGCCGUCGGUGUUUUCCGUUAAACUUCCGCUGGAAAACAUGGACAUCGAUCUGCCGAAGAAGGUCUUGCAGGUGGAAACCCGCCUGGAGAACCCUACCCGUUACCACGUGAUCCAGAAGCAGAAGACGCAGGUUCGCGAGUACGUUACGGCUGCGUUGAAGUUGACCAAGCAAACGAUUCUUCGCGAAGCAAGCCACUCCCGGAUGCUGAUCCUGGCCAAGCUGUAUGACGCCUUUAUCAACGCGAAGCCGGCUGCGGCCACCGGAAGUUCCGGUCCGGCAGGAUCCAAAGCUGGACAACCAUCGAUGAUGGUGACGUCUCCAUCCCCUUUGAAUUCCCCUGAACAGCAACAGGAGUGGCGUCUGGAGAUGAAACUGUCGGCUCGUUUCGGCAAUCGGAUUUACAAAUCAUUCAUUGAUGAGUUCGACUACAUUCGGGAUUUGCUCGGGCUAAUUCGGUUCGAGAUCCCGAAGUGGGUGUUUGUCGUUUCGGAGUUCGAGAGCGAGAUAAGUUCGUUUCAGAGUGCCAAGAAUCAUCACCAUCAUCAGCAGCAUCACCAGCCGCUGUAUCUGUCUCCGGGUGGACCGGCAGCCGUUGAGGAACUGCUGCUGAAGCAAUCGCUGAGUGGGGAGAAAAAUUCUAAACACGAGAAGUUCAUCGAGGCCGAGGUGCGAGAUCGGAUCAAGAAGGACAAUCACAAUUGUAAUGACUGGAACCUCAUACUUGAUCAUUAUCGUCCGAUGGUCGACGCGCUUCUGGGAACACCCGUGGCUUUUACAUAAUUUGCAGAGCUUGAACCAGUGGAGGCAACUAAACACAACGAGGAACACAGCAUUGAAACGGCCAGAAUUUAUCGAAAAACAUCACCUUCACAUGUUAGGAAAAACGGAUGUCCAUGAUGUUGCGGAGGGGUUUUUGUCAUCAACAAUCAAGGACAUGUACAUAUAAAAUAUUCUAAUGUAUAAAAAAGUGUAUUAAAUCAUUGCUAAUUUUUGAAGGCUGAUGUAAAUAAUUAAAAGUUUUCAGUUCGUUCAAUAAAAUUGUAAUUUUAAUCUUAGAAACAUAUUUUUAUCUAUUAAAAAACAUAUCAAAUUUUUUUUGAUGAACUGAUUCUUACGAAAUAAAUUAAAGUAUGUUUUUAACACUUUUUUUUUUAUUAUUAAUUGUUCAGGUACCUA
Uranotaenia lowii is the source of this 2071-nucleotide messenger RNA. RefSeq lists its product as uncharacterized. The record is from RefSeq and is a predicted model, not a curated record. The transcript has 4 exons. Lineage: Eukaryota; Metazoa; Arthropoda; Insecta; Diptera; Culicidae. Bases 650 to 1675 code for a protein of 341 amino acids. Gene Ontology annotation, molecular function: DNA-binding transcription factor activity, RNA polymerase II-specific; RNA polymerase II cis-regulatory region sequence-specific DNA binding. Gene Ontology annotation, cellular component: nucleus. Gene Ontology annotation, biological process: regulation of transcription by RNA polymerase II.